AGCGCAGGCCUGAAGGAAAGCAGAUGUUACACUAGAAAGACAUUCUACAGUUUGUGCAGCUCUGCUGGAACAUAAGUGAACAUAAUGGGCAGUGUGACAGAAGCACAAGAUUAUACUUCCUAUGAUAAUGCUGAAGAUGAAUUUCAGCCUUGUAACAAAGUCAGCGUUCAGGAGUUUGGGCGCAUCUUCCUCCCCACCCUCUACAGUCUGGUCUUCAUCGUGGGCCUCGUGGGAAACGGACUGGUGGCUUAUGUGCUGGUGGUGUGCCAGAGGAAGACCAUGACCAUGACCGAUUUGUGUCUGCUUCAGUUGGCCGUGUCUGACCUGAUCUUUAUCAUUUCUCUGCCCUUCUGGUCCCACUAUGUGGCGGCAAGAAAUUGGCCCUUCGGGGGCUUCCUGUGCAAAACUGUGACUGGUCUGUACCUGCUGGGCUUCUAUGGCAGCAUCUUCUUCAUGGUGCUGAUGAGCAUGGAUCGCUACGUGGUCAUCAUCCAUGCUGUCACCACUGCCAGACACAGAUCCAUGCUUGUGGGUAUGGCCCUGUGUGGAGUGAUCUGGCUCAUCAGUUUCUGCGCUUCUGUCCCAACCUUCUUGUUCACACAAGUGAAAAAUGAGUCUGAUUCUUUCACCUGUAAGGUGGUGUUUCCAGAGGGCAGCUCAUGGGAGCAGGUCACAUAUUUUCAAAUGAACCUGUUAGGGUUUCUGCUUCCUCUCUGUAUUAUGGUGUUCUGUUACUCCAGAAUAAUCCCCACUUUAGUCAACCUCAGAUCUGUCCAAAGGCACAAAGCCAUCAGGCUAAUUUUAAUUAUCGUCAUUCUGUUCUUCCUCUUCUGGACUCCAUACAAUGUCACCAUAUUCCUGCAUGCUCUGCAUACCUUAGGCUACUUCAGUGAAUGUGAUUUCAGCCAGAAUUUAGAUUUUUCUCUGCAAUGGACUGAGACCAUUGCAUUCACUCACUGCUGUUUGAAUCCAGUAAUCUAUGCUUUGGUGGGCCAGAGGUUUCAGCGAAUGGUCCUCAAGUUACUUAGGAAAUGGCUGACAUGCAUUUUCUCAUGUAAUCCCAGCAAUUCUUUUACGGGGGACCAGUCUAACAGAAUGUCCUCCUUUUCCAGAUCUUCAGAACAUAAUACUACAAGGCUUAUGUGACUGGGUUUGAAAAUGUAUCUUCAUUUCGCUGUUUAGCUAUUGCUUAUUAGUGAUGUAAUUAGAUGUAUAAUGAGUGGACGUGGAUGUAAAUACAGACCGGUGACAAAUUAAAGGGAAAAACCUGAAUAAAUGAGCAGAAACAGCGAAUGCUGAUGCUUCCAUACAGUUGUACUGCCAGAUACAAUUAAGCAAUUAACAUCUUAUCAUGCUCUGUGGCAUGUAUAAAAAUACUGUGCAGGCCCAGUUGACCUCGAUUUUGGACCUGAAGAUGGCAAGAGGUAAAGAUAUCGGAAACACAUCAGUAAAUAUGGUCGGAAAUUGUGGUCGAAAGCUCACAUUCGAUGACUAUGAUGCUCAUGCACUAGUGCGGUAUGUAAGAAAAAACAGAAGAGCAACUCUUCCUCAAGUGACUGAGAAUGUCACUGCAGGACGUGAUCAGACUUUGUCAGCAAGAACAGUCCAUUGUCUGUUUGUAGUGCUUGUGGCAGCCCAACACCGUACUAAGACGCUUUAUGUUAGUUUUUCCUUUUCUUUACCCGUCUGUAUAUGAUGUGAUGAUGCAUUGCACUGAAUUUCUGUAUCCUAUGACUUGGUAAAUUUCUUACACCCUGGGUCAUUAUUAUAGAUGUAAGCUUUAUCCAUUAUGAUUCUCUGUGAGUGUUGAUUUGAUUUUGGAUUUUUUGAGCUUGAUUUUUUUCCAUUGUCUAAAUAAAGCUUUUAUAUUUGUAAAAAAAGAAGAAAGAAAAAAACAUUUACAGGGACUUUACAAUUAAAUGUUUUUAAAAUGUGUUAUAAAAUGUGUAUCUUUUGAUCUAAAUGAUACUGAUGGGAUAAUUUUGGGAAUGUAACUUAUACAACCUGAAUUUAUUGAAUAAAAAUUAUUGGGAUGUGACUGCCCCAAAACAUGGAAUAUUCACAUUAAAAUUGAAAAGGCAAUCUAUUA
Molecule: messenger RNA, 2089 nt
Organism: Anguilla anguilla (European eel)
Lineage: Eukaryota; Metazoa; Chordata; Actinopteri; Anguilliformes; Anguillidae
Product: C-C chemokine receptor type 5-like
Exons: 3
Coding region: 85-1146 (353 amino acids)
Biological process (GO): immune response; G protein-coupled receptor signaling pathway; chemotaxis
Cellular component (GO): membrane
Molecular function (GO): chemokine receptor activity
Source: RefSeq, a predicted model, not a curated record